Molecule: messenger RNA, 643 nt
Organism: Penaeus monodon (black tiger shrimp)
Lineage: Eukaryota; Metazoa; Arthropoda; Malacostraca; Decapoda; Penaeidae
Product: nuclear pore complex protein Nup58-like
Exons: 4
Coding region: 105-569 (154 amino acids)
Source: RefSeq, a predicted model, not a curated record
CGAAGACUUGGCACCUCGCUUUGAUCAGGCGCCUAACUGGGUAUAUAUAUGAAUGCGCGGACACAAGUUCGACCCUGUACAGAGAGUUUGUCUAAUAAGACGUCAUGAUGAAGGUCGCCGCUGCUCUGUCCUUCGCCGCCAUACUGGCUGCUGUUGCUGCUCUCCCGCCUCCCCCUGGACCAGGAGGCGCUGGCCCUGCAGGGUCUCUCAUGCCCUCCCCGGCCAUGAUCCAGUCCUUCAUCCCGACGCCCGAGGAGAUCAACGCCCUCGCCGCCAUUCCUCCAGCUCCAGCCGCCGGGGCUUUUGGAGGAGCCCCUGGGCCAUUUGGAGCCCCUAAAGCUUUUGGAGCGCCUGGAGCCUUUGGAGCCCCUAAAGCCUUUGGAGCGCCUGGAGCCUUUGGAGCCUUUGGGGCCCCUGGAACGUUCGGUGCCCCUGGAGCUGCCUUCGGCCCCGGGGCAGUGGCACCUCCAACCUUGCCUCCUGCAGUUGCACACAUGGUCAAGAAGUACCAGGCUGCUGCUGCUGCAUUCAUGCCUCCUGCCCCUGCCGCUGCCCCCGGAGCAGCCUGAAUUUAUUCUUGCUUAAGAUUUUUAUCGAUAGGGUGUAUGUCUUUAGACAAUAAAAUCUGAUUUAGCAUAAAAAA